AUGGCCGAGGCUCGUUUCCUCCUCGACCACGGCGCCGACCAUGCCCUGUGCAAGACGAAUGGCGCGACCGCGCUCUUCAAGGCGGCGCAGAAUGGCCACGUGGACGCGUGCCGCAUCCUCAUUCGCGCGCACGCGACCGUCGACGCGCGCUUCUCCUCCGGCGCGACGCCCCUCGGCGUCGCGGCGGCCGGCGGGCACGAGGCCAUUGUGCGGCUGCUUCUCUCAGCCGGCGCGGACGCGACGGUCGUCGCGUGUGACGACAUGACGCCGAGCGACAUGGCGGGCCAAGGCGGCCAUCGC
This is a messenger RNA of Emiliania huxleyi CCMP1516, 300 nucleotides long. RefSeq lists its product as hypothetical. The annotation marks the transcript as partial. Lineage: Eukaryota; Haptophyta; Isochrysidales; Noelaerhabdaceae. The transcript has a single exon. Gene Ontology annotation, molecular function: protein binding. The record is from RefSeq and is a predicted model, not a curated record.